This is a messenger RNA of Spodoptera frugiperda (fall armyworm), 497 nucleotides long. It is a transcript of the gene RpS25, whose product is annotated as 40S ribosomal protein S25-like. Bases 100 to 459 code for a protein of 119 amino acids. The transcript is spliced from 4 exons. Lineage: Eukaryota; Metazoa; Arthropoda; Insecta; Lepidoptera; Noctuidae. Gene Ontology annotation, cellular component: cytosolic small ribosomal subunit. The record is from RefSeq and is a predicted model, not a curated record. Gene Ontology annotation, molecular function: structural constituent of ribosome.
AAAAAUAAGCAUAGCAGAUUGAGUUUUCGAACGAAAGCAAAACGUCAACGCUGUUCAAUCCAUAGACAAUAUUCUAUAACCCUUCUUUCCGGAUUCAAGAUGCCGCCCAAGAAGGACACUAAGGCUUCGGCCAAGCAGCCCCAGAAAACACAGAAGAAGAAGGAAGGUUCCGGUGGCGGUAAAGCCAAGAAGAAGAAGUGGUCCAAAGGAAAAGUUCGUGACAAGUUGAACAACCAGGUGUUGUUUGACAAACCCACAUAUGAGAAGCUGUACAAGGAAGUGCCCCAGUACAAGCUCAUCACACCCGCUGUUGUCUCUGAAAGGUUGAAGGUCCGAGGUUCUCUUGCGAGACGUGCCCUCAUCGAGCUCAGAGAAAAAGGUCUAAUCAAACAGGUAGUCCAACACCACGGACAGGUGAUCUACACUAGAGCCACCAAGGGCGAUGACCCAGUCGCAUAAGUUUAUGUAUAAGUAAAAAAUAAAAAAAAUCUAAAAAA